AUGGCGGCUGUUGCUCGCCUCUUUCUUCUCCUGGCAACACCUGGCUCUCGCCCUGUUUUGGCCCAAAUCUUUGUGUCAUCCAAUGGGUCUUAUGCUGGCCUGCUCAACACGCCGCCGAACUUGUCACCGUCAUGCGCUACAACGUUCAGCGAGGCCGUGGUAUGCGACCCGAUGCUGUGGCAGGUCUGGCAAAAUAAACUGCCGAGCGUCAACGAGCUGGAGUUGAUGUGCACUGCCCCCUCGUACACCGUCACGGUUGGGUACAAUGUCUACCCGGCCACGUACGCGGUCGACCUGAUGCUGCACACGUACAAGUGGGCGUGCCUGACGGACACUACUACCGGAGCUCGCUGCUUCUCUCUCCUUGCCCAGCAAGCAAGCGCCGAAAACGGCACCUCACUGUCCGACCUCUGCUCGGCCUGCAACCCUCGACUGCGCCAGGCCGCUCUGGACUCGCCGCUGGGCUACACGGAUGCUCUGGCGGCCGACUACUCUUCCCUGACCUCUUCUUGCCAAAUGACAUCCUACCCGGUGACCUCGCCGACCCGCUACGUACUGGGCACCACCACAGCUCCGGUCCCGACACCGACCGAUGGGGUCCCUGUCCCUUCCUACACCUGUGAAAGCCAAUAUACCAUCCAGGAGUCCGACACAUGCGAGUCCAUCAGCUGGGCCAAGCGGGUGUCCACAUUCUCCCUGCUCUACUCCAACAAGCCCCCCAUGUUCUGUCCCGACUUCCCCGCGGCGGGAACAGAGAUUUGCAUCCCGCAGCGGUGCAACAGGUACAUGGUCUUGCCGAUUGACAUGUGCCAAAGCGUGGCCCAAAAACACGGCUUGACGGUCGCCAAGCUUAUAGAGCUCAACCCGGAUCUAAAGUCUCAGUGCAACAAUCUGCGUGCCCUGACUGGUUACGCGAUCUGCCUGACUCCGCCCGGGGUUGUGUCAACGACGGCGACGCCACAGCCAACGACGGCAUCAUACUUCGACAACCCGUGCCUCAACCCGGGCGCCCCUAGCAGCUGCUUCACGACGGCGUGGGAGACGCCCGAGAGCGAUAUACCGUGGCCCACGGCCAGCAGCAGCACGGGCAGUAGUAGUACCUCCUCGGCAACGGCGACCGCGCCCACGCUCCCGGCGUGGACGGACCCGCCCUCGCUGCCCCGGGCCCCUCGAACGAGGGAGGGCUGUGCCAGCUACGACAUCGUCUACGACGACGAGCCGCCGCUGAUGGAAUGGAAUCCGUCGCUCAAAUACGACGUGAUGGAUGACUCGACGUGGAACUCGUGCCAGUUUGAGGCGGGGUAUUCGUGCUGUGUUAAGGCUUAA
Molecule: messenger RNA, 1326 nt
Organism: Parathielavia appendiculata
Lineage: Eukaryota; Fungi; Ascomycota; Sordariomycetes; Sordariales; Chaetomiaceae
Product: carbohydrate-binding module family 50 protein
Exons: 8
Coding region: 1-1326 (441 amino acids)
Source: RefSeq, a predicted model, not a curated record